This is a messenger RNA of Chrysochloris asiatica (Cape golden mole), 1641 nucleotides long. RefSeq names its product doublesex and mab-3 related transcription factor 2 (gene DMRT2). The record is from RefSeq and is a predicted model, not a curated record. Lineage: Eukaryota; Metazoa; Chordata; Mammalia; Afrosoricida; Chrysochloridae. The transcript is spliced from 3 exons. Bases 1 to 1641 code for a protein of 546 amino acids. Gene Ontology annotation, molecular function: RNA polymerase II cis-regulatory region sequence-specific DNA binding; DNA-binding transcription factor activity, RNA polymerase II-specific. Gene Ontology annotation, biological process: sex differentiation; regulation of transcription by RNA polymerase II. Gene Ontology annotation, cellular component: nucleus.
AUGGCCGAGCGGCAGCCGGGCCCGGCGCCCGGGGACUGGGAGAUCGACGUGGAGAGCCUGGAGUUAGAGGAGGACAGCUGCGGGGCGCCGCCGCCGGCCGCUGGGGAUGGUGAAGACGACGAGGAAGACGAGGAGGACGACGGCGACGCGGAGGAGGAGGGCGAUGGCGAUGGCGAAGCGGCGGUGGGCGCGGGUUCCGGGGCGCUGCACGGGUCCGAGCCGCCAGGGGGACGACGCAGCCCACCGUCUGCACCGCAGAUCCAGCGCGCCGUGGCGGGACCCGGGGAGCGCGGGGUAGCAGCUGAGCCGCGCAAACUGAGCCGCACGCCCAAGUGUGCGCGUUGCCGCAACCACGGCGUCGUGUCUUGUCUCAAAGGCCACAAGCGCUUCUGUCGCUGGCGUGACUGCCAGUGCGCGAACUGUCUGUUGGUGGUGGAGCGACAGCGCGUCAUGGCCGCUCAGGUGGCGCUCCGGAGGCAACAGGCCACUGAGGACAAGAAGGGACUUUCUGGGAAACAGAAUAAUUUCGAGCGCAAAGCCGUGUACCAGAGGCAAGUCAGGACACCCAGUUUGCUGGCCAAAACCAUUCUAGAAGGAUACCGCCCCAUUCCCGCAGAGACAUACCUAGGAGGGACCUCGCCUCUGCCUCCCCCAGUAAGUGACAGGAUGAGAAAGAGGAGAGCCUUUGCUGAUAAAGAACUGGAGAACAUUAUGCUGGAGAGAGAAUACAAAGAGAGAGAGAUGCUGGAAGCUUCCCAAGCUGCUACCUUGUUCCUGCCCAACCACUUGGUGCAUGGACCUGAAUACAAUUCCUACAAAAACGCCUACAGCCCCACACCCGUGGAGCCCCCCAGCAAGGAUUUCUGCAACUUCUUGCCUGCCUGUCUUGACCUAACCAUGCAGUAUUCUGGUUCUGGGAACAUGGAACUCAUUUCUUCCAAUGUCAGUGUGGCCGCCACAUACAGACAAUACCCCGUGUCCUCUAGAUUUGUAGUGUGGCCCAAGUGUGGCCCCAUUAGUGACAGCCUCCUCUACCAGCAAUGCCUGCUGAAUGCCACCACCGCCGUGCAAACCCUGAGACCUGGGACUGGCUGGGACUCCAAGGGCUCUCGUCUCCAGCAUGUCCUCCGCACAGAGCAAGACACCAUGACAGCCAAAAUGGAAGGCUCCCUGGUGCUGGCCCCCAUGCCUGAGGUCCAGGGUGGGCAGGGCCACCAGGCAACACCUGAGGGGUCCGCUUUCUCCCCACCCCGACGGAAUUUCUCUCCCGUGGUUGACACAGACACCCUGAGUGCUCCAGGGAACAUAUUAACCAAGUUCAGCAAAGAAAGCAGUAGGCACCCUCUUCCACUUAAAAAUAAUCCUUUCCACUCAUUAGUCCAGCAAACGUUUCAUGACAAAUCCGGGCCUGAAUUGAAAACACCGUUUGUUAAGGAGGCCUUCGAGGCGGUCCCAAAGAAACCCCGAGAGUAUUCAGCCCAGGAGAAGCAGGGGUACACAUUUACAAUAGAUAGGUGUACACAGGACCUUUUUGUGGCCAAGCAAGUUGGAACAAAACUGUCUGUGAAUGAACCCCUGUCAUUUUCGGUGGAGUCUAUUCUUAAGAGACCGUCAUCUGCCAUCACUCAUGUCUCCCAGUGA